CGUUUUUUUCCUGCCGUGAUGACAGAAACCAACGGUACCGGCAUAUGAGUCGCUCCUCUUUUCUCUGCACAUACUAAACCGGACUGGACCUCCAGUACAUGUUUAAAUAAAAACCUUAAGACCCCCCGAACACUUAAUAUACCUAUUUAAUACUUAUAGAUUCAGAAACUUUCAUGUCGGGCAAUAAUAGACAGAUAAAUCAUAUGAUGGAGACGGAGAUCCACGUGCCGGUCGGGUCACCGACGAUCAGAAAAUUCCCGAUAUUCGUGGACGAACAUAAUGUUACGGAAGGGGCGAUGAAGCUGAUUAAAGAGCUCAGACCAGGCUGGGACCCGAACCUGAUCCAGACUAAGCUUUUCACAGAUGGCACAACUAACAAACUGGUGGGGUGUUAUAUGGAGGAUUGCGACGAGGAUGUGGUGCUUGUCAGGGUGUACGGCAACAAGACCGAGCUGAUUGUGGACCGAGACAAUGAACUGAAGAGCUUCCAAGUUCUACAUGCCAAUGGUUGCGCACCCCGACUUUACUGCACCUUCCAGAAUGGCAUCUGCUACGAGUUCAUGCAAGGACGCGCUCUGGAUACUCAAGACGUCAGGGACCCUGUGUUACUGAGACUUAUCGCCCGUGAAAUGGCCCGCAUUCACGCCAUCCACGCACACAAUGGCUGCAUCCCCAAACCCAACCUGUGGAUCAAAAUGCGCAAGUACUUCUCGCUAGUGGCCACGGAGUUCACAGACCAAGCCUCUAAUGUCAGAAUUCAGCAGGAAGUGCCCAGUCAGGAAGUGCUUGAACAGGAAAUGAUGUGGAUGAAGGAACACCUGUCGCAGCUGGGCUCUCCUGUAGUGCUCUGUCACAACGAUCUGCUCUGCAAGAACAUCAUUCACAAUGCAAAGGAAGGUCAUGUUCGUUUUAUCGAUUAUGAAUAUUCAAGUUACAACUAUCAAGCAUUUGACAUUGGAAAUCAUUUCAAUGAAUUUGCAGGCAUGAGUGAACCCGACUAUAACCUUUAUCCCAGUCAAGAGAUGCAGUUGGACUGGUUGCACACUUACCUGCAGGCCUACAAGCUCUUUACCAAGAAAGGCGAGGAGGUGAGCCAGCAUGAACUGGAGACGCUCUACGUACAAGUCAACAAAUUUGCUCUGGCCUCACAUUUCUUCUGGGGUUUCUGGGCCCUGAUCCAAGCCAAGUACUCCUCCAUCGAGUUUGACUUCCUCGGGUAUGCCGUGCUACGUUUCAAUCAGUACUUCAAAACCAAACCUGCAGUUACGGCCCUGGAGAUCCCCAAAUGAGACUUCAAGACUGAGGGGGCAACGCUGGUAUCUGUUGGCCUCACCGAUGACCGUUUGACCAUUGAAUCAGAGGCCUUUUCAGUCAGGGGAGGGUAUGAGGUACAGCAGGGGUGAGCACUGGGACCUCUUAUGAUUGGUUGGCAACUUGUCUUUGUUCCACAAAUUCUUGAUUCCUUUUUCAAAAACCAUGUUUCUCUUUGGGACUCCACUUCUAGUUGAUCAAGUUUUCCAUAAAAUGGAGUGAGUUUUUAUGUUUUAAAUACAAUUUAUUUAUUAAUUGUUACAGGGCACUUGUUUUGCACCAAAAAAAUCCUUCCAUUGUUGGAGCCGACUUUGCUUUGGAACUUCUUGUUAUGAGUUUUGCAGUGUGAGAUCCAUUGCAAACUUAUGCAGAAUGAUUUGCUGUGAAGGAGGCCUGUAGUGAUGUUUAGCAAGGAUAUUUGUUGAUACUGCAGGCGUUGAUUAACAAGAAACAUCUUAGUUUCUGCCUACCGGAUAUUUCUUCUUUUGCAAUGACAAAUGUGCAAAGACCCAAAAAUGUGCUAAUGCUUUCAGAUUUAUCUCCCAGCGCUGUAAUGAUGAGAAGAAAUCAAGGUUUCUGGUUUAGGGCCAGUCAGGGGUGACUCGAGAACUAGACAGUUACUGAGGUCAAAAAUCCUGCCCUGUCCUACACUAUUGCGCACUUGAGCAAAUUACUUAACCUCUGCAAUUAGUCCUCCGUAAGUCACUUUGGAUGAAUGGCGUCAGCUAAAAGGCAAGUAACCAAGUAACCAAUGAAGUCAAUCUGGCCUCACUUCAGACAUUCCCAAGAAGUCAGGGCCACGAGAAACCUCAGCGUCUGUAGGACCAUGUUUCCACCUAUUUAGUUUUUAUGGUUGUGAGAAGUUCUGUUGAAUUUUCCACUUGUCAGAGGCUGUGGAAUAUUACAGCCUGCUUCCCGCUUCCCCCUCCUUUUCUCGCUCUCUGUCCUAAAUGUGUCUGCAUCACCUGGCAAAGCUCAAACUGAGAUUUGAAAGUCAUUAUCUGCUCAAUGAUCUCUAAUCUCAUUCCUAAUGUCAAACCCCCCUUAAAUAUCAAUCUAAUGGUUUUCCAAAACUGGAAAAGGGGGCAAUAUUUAUGUAACAGUGUUGUGUAGUUUGAUUCAGGUCACCAUCUGUGAGGAUGUCCUGGAGCCAAAAGGAAAAGAUUAUUUAAGUUCAGAAUAUUAAUUGCAGACUUAGGGAUGUAAUUGCCAUCUCACUGGAGAAAAUACCUGGACUUUCUAGUUCUAUGUGGUUUGAAAGUGUCCCCUUUCAAAACAGUUAGAAUUUCAUCUCGUUUCAAUACUGUGCAUCUAAAAUUCUGUCGUCUACAACAAGAGAUAGAAGAUCAGUUCACAGUCUCUUCUAAAUAUGCGUUAUUUAAAUUGCAUUUUAUUUCUUGGUCGUGCUUUUGCCAUUUUUGUCUUGAGUAAAACAUUCCAGUAGAAACCUACUAGAGCUCCACAAAGCACAAAAAUCAUCUGUUUAUUUUGUCAUGCGUAUCGAAAAUGCCAAGAAUUGCACCAUUUUAGUCACUCAUUGUACUGUAAACUUAGAGGAGAGAUAAUUAGGGGAACCUGUCAAGAACAUACCAGGCCAUAUCCCCAAAAGAAGAAAAAACAAUUAUAUUUUGUAAAGAGAAAUUAAGCCUUUCAAUGACUAUUAAGAUGUAUUGCAUUGUAACAUUAUUUUCAUGACAAUUAGCAUGUAAAUUUCAAAUUACUGUAUUAAAGUAAUGAGAAUCCAAUGGAAAGCAUUGAGAAGAAUGAGAAUUAUGGGGGGAAAAAAGUGAAUUUGAGGAGGGUAAAUGUCAGACUGCAAGAGAUCUUAAUGGCCCCAAAACAGGUUAUAUUUUCUUUUUAUGCAAAAUGUAAUUUAUUUUUUCACUUUUAAUUUAGGGGUGAAAUGUGACCUGUAAUGUUUUUGUGAGAUCCCUCCCUAUAGAGUGGUGCAGGUAUAAUGUCAGAACCCAAAAGACUAAUUCGCCGCUGGUUCCUUUGAAAUUUUCCUAUGGGGUUUUAUAAUGGCCAAGACAGCAACAAAGUGUCGGCCAUUAUAAAAUCAUAGUGUUCGAUUUAUGUGUAAAAUAAAGCCUGUGGUAAACAUAACUUGACUAUACUUUUACAUUUUCUACAAAAUAAAUUACACACUUACAGCGAAAACGCGAAUUUUGAAGCAGCUAUGUUCAAUUUUGAAAACAGAGAUAUUUAAUAAGUAACUAGAUAGACAGUUUAGUGUGUGAAGUGUACAUUGUAGAACAAACCGUCAAAGUAUCAUCAAGUUAUGUAUACCACAGGCUUUAUUUUACUCAAAAAUUUAAAACCCCCAUUAUAAAACCUCAUAGGAAAAUUCCGAAGGAACCAGCGGCGAAUUAGUCUUCCGGGUUCUGACAUCAUACCUGCACCACUAUAGGAGUCUGUAUCUGUAUAACUGGAAUCACUAUCUCUGUGGCAGCUUCUUGAACCCAAGUGUCCUUUUACUGACCAACCAGAUCAGUCCCUGAUCAAUUAGUACAGCAGUCAUUUUCAGAUCGUCUUGAAACUGAAGCUAGACGUUGCGUUUGAGCUGGGGUCACAGUGAAAUCUCUGAGGUGUCUCUGGCUCUGUGUCAGGUGCAGGUUAAUAAUGAAAUGGUCUGAGCCGCAGGCGACGACUGAAAGCAAGAGGCCCUUCAACAAAACCAUGAAUAAUUUUGUAGCCAGUGUUUCUCUAAUGAGUUGGAACUGCCUGAUAGCUCUGUGCUAAUAUACUUUGUUUCGGUACUGCUCACUUGUCGCUGCUUAGAUCUAAAACUUGAUCUGCGAUUUUAAGGUCAAUCUUGUGGAAACAUUUCCAGGUCAUAUUUCACCACACUAUACAAUUUAAAUAAUAUUAUGUACAUAGCAGUAAUGAGAAUGCAUUUUUCUCAUUAAACUAUUAGGAUAAAUUGUCAAAAUGAAAAAAAAAUCUAAUAAAAUAGGGAUCAGAUUCUUUAUUCAUAAUGUCAUCAUAUUUUGUGGUGAAAUAUGACCCGGACGAGCUUUUGACAGUUUCCAUGAGAUUCAACAUUUAAGGUCAGUUGAUGGAUUUUUACUUAUUUGUCACUUUGUGGUCCAUGAUGACUGAUGACUGAAAAAGUAAAAAAAAAUAUUUAUAUAAGCUGCAUAUUCCAUACAUGCAUGAAGAAUGUUAUGAAUUUGAACAACAUGUUCAUAUAACAGGAGUGCAAUGGCAAGAUAUCAGUGUAGAUGAACAUAUGUGAAUGUGUCCACCGAGAAAACCACUUCUGUUUGUAAAAUAUUAGUUACUUAUCAAUUUUCUUUUAUGAUGUGAAGGACAUUUCUAAUGUGAAGGGGGGAAAUGUUUACAAGCAGCAUUCCUGUUUUUUUGGAAAGUUUAAUUUUGUUGAAGCGAGAUUAUAUUUUUCCACUUUAAUAUGAAAAUUUCAAUGUGGCCACAACUGUUUAUUCCCUUUGGAAUUGAGACUUAUGGUGUAACAAAGUAAAUUUUAACAUCCUAGACAUUUCAUAGCACCACCUCUGUGUGUGUGUGUGUAUAUUAUAUAUUCUCUAUGAUUUGAAAUGACCUUGUAAAUAUCCCUUUUUAAACCUCUGCUCUUAAAAGGGAUGUUUACAGGAAGCAUCUGUGUCGGGAUUUUUAUUAUGAUACCAAACAAGUCUGCUUCACAGUUUGCGCUUUAUUUGAGAUCAGUUCUUUUGUGAAUGUACUGAACCAAUGUACAGAUAAUGUUUCAUUUAUCCUUAUAUCUUUAAUAUUUCUACUUGUUUUGUAUAUUUAACUGAACUGGGAGUGUAUUGGGUUGUUAGGUUGGCAUGGACCCAAGUGUGUUUGCUAGAGACCAGCAGGGGGCGCUACUAUAGUGCAGCGAUGCUUUCGGCACUGAUAAGGAGUUUGUAAAUACUGUGAAAUAUUGUGAAAAACACUGUACAAUGUUUUCGCUUCUAUUCAACUGUGGGAGAAUAAUUUAUUAAUUAUUCCAAAAAUUUCCAUUAAAAUGUCAGAGUUGGAA
Messenger RNA from Ctenopharyngodon idella (grass carp), 5317 nucleotides. It is a transcript of the gene etnk2, whose product is annotated as ethanolamine kinase 2. NCBI's taxonomy places the organism in Eukaryota, Metazoa, Chordata, Actinopteri, Cypriniformes, Xenocyprididae. Gene Ontology annotation, biological process: phosphatidylethanolamine biosynthetic process. The record is from RefSeq and is a predicted model, not a curated record. Gene Ontology annotation, molecular function: ethanolamine kinase activity. The transcript is spliced from 8 exons. Bases 174 to 1289 code for a protein of 371 amino acids. Gene Ontology annotation, cellular component: cytoplasm.